GUGGUGGAAACACUUCAUCACAAUCUCAACCUCCAUCCGACGGCUCACACUGAUUCAAAAGGGGCCAAAAGGAUUGUUUUAUUCUCAGCCACAUUGCUUUCCCUUCACUAUUGGUUCUUAGCUUUUGUGGAGCCUGAGUUAGGAGAGUGAGAGAGAGAAGAGAAGAGAGUUUAGCUGUAGUGAGAUGGCUUCAUUGAACAUAUUCUUUUCGCCAGCAGUGACCACCGGAAGAGUGUAUGCUGCGACAGCAGCCAAGAGCUCCGGCGGAAGUGAGGAGAAGAGCCUCCUGGACUUCAUUCUUGGGGGGUUAGCGAAGGAAGAUCAGAUGCUGGAGACCGACCCCAUCCUGAAGAAGGUGGAGGAGAAGAAUGGCGGCCGCAAGAAUGUUGUGGCGGUUCCUCCCAAGAAGAAGAAUGGUGGCUUUGGAGGCUUAGGAGGCCUUUUCGACAAGAAAUGAAUCUACUGAAUGACACCCCAAGUUUCUCUCUCUCUCUCUCGCUACUGAAUGAAUGAAUCUACUUUCAAGCGUUGAUGAUUCAUCUUCAAAUGCUAAGUUGUGUUUUCAUUUUCUUAUUUAUGAACUGAUAUAUAUUUAUUACGAAUAAUCAAUUCAUUUGGCAAUCUGGACCCUGCCACUAAUAUUAAUGCUGUAGCAUUGUUUACAGGAAACUACUGCGGUGUACCUAAACUACCCCCAUAAUUAUCAAAUAAUUUCUCUUCA
Molecule: messenger RNA, 721 nt
Organism: Camellia sinensis
Lineage: Eukaryota; Viridiplantae; Streptophyta; Magnoliopsida; Ericales; Theaceae
Product: thylakoid soluble phosphoprotein
Cellular component (GO): chloroplast
Source: RefSeq, a predicted model, not a curated record